Messenger RNA from Melanaphis sacchari, 2370 nucleotides. RefSeq lists its product as uncharacterized. The record is from RefSeq and is a predicted model, not a curated record. The transcript is spliced from 5 exons. NCBI's taxonomy places the organism in Eukaryota, Metazoa, Arthropoda, Insecta, Hemiptera, Aphididae. Bases 1 to 2316 code for a protein of 771 amino acids.
AUGAUUCUUCAAGUAAUAAUACUGACAAUCACGUUAUUAUUUUCACAAGGAAAAUGCGGAACUUAUAUACCGGAGAAAUAUACCGUAGAACAUAAUCCAAAUCUUCGACAGACGUAUCAAGCUACGUAUAAUCCUAUAGAACAGCAGCCACGAAUAGUGUAUGUCGACAAAGACCAAUACCCAAAGGGAUGGAAUGAAAAUAUCAUAAAAGACGAUCGUUCACCAAUAAUAUUCACAGACAAAGCGCCAAUAACAAUUAACUACAAUGGUAAUUCGGGACAAUCGUUAUAUGGAUUUAGAAACUCCUAUCCAACCGUACUGACGUCUCAAAAUAAAAUCAAGGUGAACUAUGAUGGUUUGCAUGACGAUGAUAUACCACCAAGCAACCAAAACAUUUGCCUGUUUUUGUCAAAAACCAUGGUCGAGCUACCGAGUGGUAUAGUUAUGCCAUAUUUAAAAUUCAAGACCAUCAGUCCAUAUCUGUCAGAAGACCAAAAAUCCGAUAUCCGAAUCAUACUUGACAACAAAAACAUGGCGUACGAAAAAUUCCAAGAAACAUUACGGUAUUACGGUUGCGACAAUUUAGAGGACUCACAGCAGCAAUCGGAGGUAAAUUUGACCAACUACGUCACGUUAGCCAACGGAACGCAAGUGGAAAUGAACGAAUACCGGAACAUAGUGAGCAGUAUAACUUCAGGUUCGGAAACAUUGAUGGUACCCAAUGUCGUUAACGGAAAGUAUUCGUUAUACCGUUCGCUCAUAGCGGACGAAUUACCGGAACUGAUACCAUCGGCAUUCGUCAUCACACACGCUGGAAUAGUAGUACCGUUUUCGUUGUAUUACGCUGUGGAUACGGAAUAUUUCCAAAGGCCGCCGGCAGCUGUUGAACUCAGGAUUCGACAGAUCAAAUGGCGCGACGGUAAACUCGUGGACGUACAAACCAUAAGAAACGUAAUCGAUGCACUGAAGACACCGACAAUAAUCAGUUUCGUUUUCCCGAACAAAAAACGCGUGCCGUUCGUUCAGUGUAACGUUAAAGAAUCAACGGAAUUAUACGAAUACGAUCCCGAAAAAGUAGUAGUGGACGUGGGCCAGUGCAAAAGCAUUAUAUUGUCGCAUUUCAAUGAUAUCCUUUUUGCAAUGCGUAUUCCUGAUGACAGAGGUGACGGUAAAUACAAACGGUUUAAUCCACCUGUGUUCGCGUGGGAUCCAAAGUGUAUAAAUAAAAUAAAUAUUUCCAAUAUUACAAACACUAUGAAUCCGCAGAACAAUAAUUGCACGGAACUUACAAAUAUUACUACCAAUCUUAAUACAUCGGGAAAAACUAACAACAUGACUAUAGAAAAUGAAAAUAAUGCUACUAAAACUCCAAUAUGUACAGAAAAAUAUACAAAAGAUGAACAAAAUAAUUAUUGUAGUCCAGUAAUUGAAGGAAAUGAAAUACCUAUAAUAAAAAACACCGAAAAAAACCAAACAGAAAUCAAGAACAUAACACUAAUUACACAAACUGUUGCAGAAAAUAAAAAAUUUGAACCAAAUAAUACUAAAAACAAUACCGUAACUACAGAAACUAAAAAUUCUACGACUCCUAAUCCAAAAAUUAAUCAAAAUAGUUCUAAUCCAACUAUUGAAAGUAAUAAUACGUUACCUAUAAUAAAAGAUGACUAUAACCAAACUGAAACUAAGAACUUGACUAUAAUCAAUAAUACACCAAUUAUUACAAAUAAUAUAACUGGUGCGAAUAAUACUAAUGUAUACGAAAAAUAUGAACCCAUCCAGAUUGACAACGAUACCGGAACUAUGGAAAUAAGAGAUAUAACUGAUCUGAACCAAACUGCAGUGCUAACUGAGAAUUCUCAAAAUGGUUCUAAUCCAGUGAUAAAAACUAACGAAAUAGCAGAGAUAACUAAUACCGACGAUUACCAAAAUCCAACAGAAACUGUAAACACAACUGAAAGUACGCCAAACCAUACGAAAAAUAUGGACGCGCCAAAUUCGAGUAGAAUAGACGACAGUACAUAUACCGGAAGUAAUGAAACUCCCAACGUCAUCAAUACUGCGGAAACGAUACAGACACCAGAAGCGGCAAUAACAUCCGACGCAGACGACAUCGGACCAACGGAAAAUCCUGACACAAUUUCUGAAACAAAUACUGCAACUGACGAUGAUAAGUUAGCUGACGUGUACAACAUUACAACGACUGGAAUGGCGGAACCAACUCAACCUACUCCAAUCUAUACUGAAACCAUUAAAACUCCAAAUAACGGUUCCGUGACGAAUAACGCUACUAAAAUCGUAAACAUCGUCGUAUACUAAAUCCCUUGUGAGGCGAAUAAUGCAAACAAUUACAAAAUAUACUAACUCGCGACC